AUGCCUCAAAGAGUCAACUUAAGAGAAUCGCCAGCGUUGUACAAGGCGUUGAAAUCAUACAACAUCGUUGCGAUGUUUAUGUAUGGGGCUAUAUUAGCAAGAUUAUUCAUAUUAUUACCCUUGGUUGGUAGAAAGUUUUUAGCUGGUGGGAUUGGUGAUUUCUUCAAUAAAGUCAUGACUGGGAUUUGUGUUGGUGAGGUGGUGCUAAGUUUGUUCAAGCUUUUGCCUAUUCAAUUACCUUUGAUCAUAUUGCAAAAUUGGAUAAAGCUAUUUAUAGUUUGGGGCAUCUUGAAUAGAGAUGAAAAGAUAUUGAACCAUAGUUGUUAUUCUUUAUUGAUUUUCUGCUGGGGUGUUUAUGGAUUCAUUGGUUAUAUUUAUUGGUUUUGGAAAUUGAAAAACAUUGGAAGAGUGCCAAAAAAAUUGAGAUCAUUGUUUGAAAAUUUACAAUUGAUUAUAUUCCCAAUUGCUAGUAGUGUGGAAUUUAUUACAAUUUUCCUAAGUUUGAAAUAUUUCAGUGAAGAUGAUAAGAAUUUGAAAUUAUUCACACAAGUUGUUUUAUUAGGUUACAUUCCAACUAAAUUUUAUCUUUACAAGAGAUUAAUUUUCAAAAUUUUCAAAAUUGAAACAGGUAAAGAAGAUUAA
This is a messenger RNA of Hansenula anomala, 642 nucleotides long. It is a transcript of the gene KEG1, whose product is annotated as Keg1p. Lineage: Eukaryota; Fungi; Ascomycota; Saccharomycetes; Phaffomycetales; Wickerhamomycetaceae. The record is from RefSeq and is a predicted model, not a curated record. Gene Ontology annotation, cellular component: endoplasmic reticulum membrane. Gene Ontology annotation, molecular function: 3-hydroxyacyl-CoA dehydratase activity. Gene Ontology annotation, biological process: fatty acid elongation; sphingolipid biosynthetic process; very long-chain fatty acid biosynthetic process. The transcript has a single exon. Bases 1 to 642 code for a protein of 213 amino acids.